This is a messenger RNA of Paramecium tetraurelia, 375 nucleotides long. RefSeq lists its product as uncharacterized. NCBI's taxonomy places the organism in Eukaryota, Ciliophora, Oligohymenophorea, Peniculida, Parameciidae. The transcript has a single exon. The record is from RefSeq and is a predicted model, not a curated record.
AUGGAUUAGGAAUUCGCAUUGCCCUCUAUGCAAAAUGAAUAAAAAUAUAAUGAGUUUAUGGGCCAUAUUCGGUAACUUUUGGAUAGAAACAAAGUUAAGUCUCAUAACAAUAUAAACCCAUUAAGAAUUCCGAAUAAUUUCAUAUUGAACAAGGGCACUAAACAAGGUUCUAGGAGAACAUUGUUUGAAACGAAAGUAAAUGAUGAGUAAUCAUAAUAAAAAUAAGUGCAAAAUUAAUAGAUUUUGAGUGAUCCCACGGAUUCAUAGACUUAAAGAGUAUUAUAGUAUUAACAACGGAUUGGGUUGGUAAGGAAACAUGAUAAGACCGAGAUGUAAUUAAGAUAGAUUGCGUAGAAACAUAACAUAAAAUGGUGA